UUCCAUAGAAACCAGAGGGGAAUCGGGGAACGGAUGUGUUGCUGGUUGCCAACCGGGCCCUCUCGUUGAGGCUACAGUUUGCUCCUACAAAUCUGUUCUAGGUGCUGUAGCUCUGUGUGUGCCUUCCUGUCGGAUGCACUGUGCAAUUAUCAACCCCACGCAGCUCCUUCACUCAGCGGCUGCUCGUUUACGGAAACUGCAGGCGCACGUCGUCCGGGGCGUCUUUUUGUAGUUUGAAGGGCAUGUCAGCAGGCUGCAGCUUCAGCCUAUGUAUGUCCUCGGUUAGACGCACGGCUCUGGGAGAUGUAGCCUGCCUGGUGAUAAACCUGUGGUCAGCAUCGCUUUAAGCCCACCUACCUGCCUGCGCCUCCUCUCCACCAAUCCACCGACUGAGGAAGGAAAGAAGGAAGAAAAGGAGGAGUGAGAAGAGAUGCCGAUGGUGACUCGGAGGUGGCAGCACAGGAAAGUUCACUGUGUUUCUCUGUAACAGGGAGUGAGUCUUGUACAUUUUCCACCCAGACCUCGGACUGAACGACCCGUACCUGCACACAGGGUGUACCCAGCAGAACUGCCACGGACCUUCGCACAGAAAAACCCGAACAGAAAUGGACCAACAUAACGUGAGGCAAAGCAAGAGACAAAAACAGGAGUCACGAAGCAGAGCAGAGGCUUCAGCCCCAGCUUCAACUGCAGCUCAAGCUGCAGCCUCAGAUAGACCCAACAAUCCCAGCACCAGUCAGCGUCCGGUUCCCUCCAGGCCUCCGCGGCCCCAGAGAAGUCCUAGGAUUGAGGCAUCUGUAGAUAUUUCAGAACCAACUGAACCCAGAGUUGAGCCCAAAGCUGCACCCAAAACUGAACCCAAAGCUGAACCCAAAACUGAAUCCAGAGUUGAAACCAAAACUGAACCCAAAACCGAACCUGCUUCACAAACUAACCAGAAUGAGACCACUCCUGACGGCAGUGUGGUAAGCCAGCCCAAACCCUCUCCCCAGACCGAAGAGCAAACUGGGCUGAGUGUCAAGGCGGGUCCUAAAGGUCCAGGUCACCACCCGGUCAGAGCUGCAUCUGUGCCCCAACCACCUCCUAGCAGACCUGUGCCCUCUCACCUGAACCCGCAUGCGCAGAGAGCCAUGUCCUUGGCGGGCACCGCUGAUACUCUGCCUCAGGUUCAGGAGGAGUUCAGGGUGCACAUCAUCACCUGGAAUGUGGGCUGUGCCACGCCACCUGAAGACAUCACCACUCUGCUUGGACUGAACGUGGGAGACGGAAACACAGACAUGUACAUCAUCGGGUUGCAGGAGGUGAACUCCAUGAUUAACAAAAGGCUGAAAGAUGUCCUCUUCACAGACCAGUGGAGCGACGUCUGCAUGGAGAGACUGAGCCCCUUUGGUUAUGUGCUGAUAACAUCCGAGCGAAUGCAGGGCCUGAUACUGCUGGUCUUUGCGAAAUACUUCCAUCUGCCUUUCCUCCGUGGAGUCCUGACAGAGACCACCCGCACAGGAAUGGGGGGUUAUUGGGGGAAUAAAGGCGGCAUUAGUGCCCGAAUGACCGUGUUUGGCCACAGCAUCUGCUUCCUCAAUUGCCACCUGCCUGCUCACAUGGAAAACCAGGACGAGCGUAUGGAUGACUUCGAGAGCAUCUUGCAGCAGCAGCAGUUUGAUAUCCAGGGGCCCACUGGUGUUCUGGAUCAUGAUCUUCUGUUCUGGUUUGGGGAUCUUAAUUUCCGCAUUGAAAAUCUGGAUAUCCAAACUGUGAAAUCAGCGAUCGAGAACAACAGAUACGCCAUGUUGUGGGAGAAGGAUCAGCUAAACAUGAUCAAAGACAGUGAGACAGUGUUGGAGGGAUUCGAGGAGGGGCCGCUGAGAUUUCCUCCCACCUAUAAGUUUGACGUUGGAACGAACACAUACGAUACAAGUGGGAAGAAGCGUACACCAGCUUGGACUGACCGCAUCUUGUGGCGCCUGAGGGCCACGGCACCAGCUGCUCAGACAGCGGAGAGGCGUGUUUCAGUGUCAGGGUUGACCAGAGGGAUCAGAGUGACGCAGCACUGCUACCGAAGCCACAUGGAGUACUUAGUCAGUGACCACAAGCCGGUGUCGUCCAUCUUUACCCUGGAGUUUCCAUACAGGGUGGAUAUUCCUCUGGUCACUCUCAUAGUGGAGGAUGAGUGGAAGAGUGUAGAAGAUGCAAAGGUGAUAUACAAACUGAUGCCCAACUACUCUCGAAGCAGUUGGGACUGGAUUGGAUUGUAUAAGGUGGGUUUCAAGCACCACAAAGAUUACGUGGGAUACAUGUGGGCUAAGAAUGAGGACGCAAAUGUUUACACCCAGGAACAUCAGAUAAACUUUACAGAGGAGGAAUUACCCAAAUUCUCAGGGGAUUUUAUCUUGGGUUACUAUAGCAACAACAUGAACACCAUUGUGGGUGUAACAGAGCCAUUUCAGAUCUGGCUGCCCACUGUGGACGAUUCAGGCAGCUCUUCAGACAGCUCUGACGCCAGCUCAGAAAAUGACAGCACUGUUGUCAUGAAGUUGUUGUCCCGCAGUCCAAGUGUACAGCGCAAACACAGCCGCAGCCGCAGCCUCAGCCGCAGGCAAAGCCAAAGCCGCAGCCGUAGCCGUAGCCAUAGCGGAGGCCGUCCCGGGAAUAUCGCUGGCAACUUUUUGAGCAACCUCGCUGGCAACCUUUUGAGCAGCCUUCCUGGCAACCAGCCUGGCAACCAGCCUGCCAGCCACCCUGUCAACCAGCCUGCCAGCCACCCUGGCAGCCGCCCCAGCACCCGCCCUAGCAGCCCUACAGAGCUCAGGAUGAAGGAGCUCGGUCUCACUGAUGGCACCGCUGCAGGGAGCGAGCCUACGGGACACUCAGCAGACGGCAGCCACAGUCACGGGGCAACAGACAAAAACAAGGAGUGUUCAGGAAUGUGAUGCAACAAAAGCCCGGCUGCUUUUACAGGUUAUAUAACCAACUGUUGUGUCUUUAUUUCAUACAGUCACUGCUCUGUAUGUUUUCUGUGAGGAAAAUAUACAGUUUAUAACGCCAUCCUUUUCAGAAAUAGUCAUCUGGUUGGUUAAAAUGUUUCUACUUGCUGUUGAGUUGUGCACUUGGCAUAUUGUUGUUUUUUUUUGUAUAUCUUUCACUCUGUCCGGUGUUUUCUCUACCUUUGUCCGUUCUCAGGUGUGGACAGUACAGGGAACUGACAACUUGCAUUUAGAUUUUCUCACAGAUUCUCAGUUAUAAAGUGACACACACUCCAUCAUCACUUUUCACAACAAUAGUUGAUCUGCCAAGUCGUUGGGUCAGAAAAGUUCAAAUCAGCAACAGAAAUAGAUAAAAAGUAAUUUAAUUAUUGACCUUAAGUCCUGAAGCAAAUCUAACUUGUUAGCAGUGCAUUAUACAAGUAUCUGUACUUCCUGAACUUUUACACAUUUUAUCACAUUACAGCUGCAAACUGCCAUUUACUUAUGGCAGUUUGCUAUGUUAUUUAUUUGAUAUGUUAUUUUUUACAAAUACUGUUUUUUAUUACCAUUCCCCAAUACUUUAUUUUUCACAAACCACUUUUCCAUGUAAUUACACCUGCAACAGUAGUGGUGAAAAAAUUUAGUUUAGAGUUUCUGUUGAUAGCUGGGGAAAUUAUCCACAUAUGAAUCGUAUAUCACACCUAGUUAUGAAAUGAUUUCCGAGUCUGGUUGUAAGUCCUGCUUCUGGCUGGUUGCAUAAACUAUACGUCAUCGCUGCAUCUCUCCAUUGACCUGCGAACCUGGCUUGUCCCUAUGCAAGUCAGUUAAUACAAGUCUGUGACUGCCUCACUUGCCUCAUCACAUCUGUCUUUUAACAAAACUUGGAGGCUUAGGCGACGCCUUAAUCCUAAUCCAGCGUGGAUUGAAAUGCUGGAAGGUGAGCCUCUGCCCCAGUCUCAAGUUUUUUUCAGGAACAAAAAACUUGAACUUUUGGUCUGAUUUGACCAGAGCACCAUCUUUCACAUGUUUUCUGUGUUCCAGACAUUAAUUUUGGCAAACUACUUAUGUCUUUGGGCUACUUUAAAUAAUGUCUUUAUUUAUUUUCUUACUGCUUUUUGACUUGGUCCAGAUCUGUGGAAUCCACAUCUAAUAGUUUUUCUGUCAACAGAUUUGCCCAUCUGAACGGUGGAUCUCGUCCACAGUUACCAUAGGCCUCUUGGCUGCUUCUCUGAUUAAUGUCCUCCAUAUCAGACCUGUUACUCGGUGGAUGGCUUCAACUUGGUUGAAGUACAGUUUUGCUAUUCUUUGUUGUACAUGUUUUAAACAGUACUUUUUGAAAUGACCAAAACUUCACCAUAACCUUACCUCUGACCUGUCUAUGAUGUUCGGGUUUUCAUGAUGUUCCAUCAACUUUCUCUAGUGAGCCUCUGAGGCUAUAAUCUCCCUCCCAGCUCGUCUUUGUGUAUCAUGAAAUGUCCCAAUAAAAUACCUUAAAUUUGCGUUUAAAACUAAAUGUGAAAUAGUUAAAGGGAUAUUAAUACUUUUGCAAGACACUAAUCUCAUUGCCAGCAUACAUCACCCAUAGUACUAGUGUCUGCAAGCUGCCAAAGCUGCAUGACUUGGAUAAAAUGGAAAAAUGUUCAACACAGACGGUUGAGAUGGUUCUUCUGAGUAGUGAGCUUUAUUGCUUUCUGCAGCAAGAACAGCACAUCAGAUCCCUGUGUACUCUGUGCACUACUCUGAAGAUUCACACAGUCUUUUAACAGUUUUCUACACACACCCACAAAAUCACACAAUCCUCAACACACAUUAAAUCACUUUUGAAACUCGGUACCCCUUUGAUUAAAACUCAAUUCUGUCUGGCCUCACAACACAAAUUAAAGAGUGUAUCAACUCUGUGUUUGCACUCUCUGAGCACGUUAUCGCACUUAUGAAAUCACAAUUCACUUAGUUAUCCAACAUGUUAAAAGGUCAGCGUGUCAUACUAUUGACUGGUGCCACUUAUUUUUGCAUAGAGAAACAUACACAAUUUCUAUCACACUUGCCUUGUGGUCCAUAUUUUGACCCAUCAGUCAUAAAAUAUGCAGGGAGCACUUCUUUUAGAAGAGAUGCAUUCUUCCUGGGUGCAUUAAAUCAGAGAAAGUGGAUCAGAGGCAGUGAUCCAGGAAGCUCUCAGAUGCACAACACAUUCUAGUCUAAAGAGUAAGAGUGUGAGCGCCCUUAAAUAGAUGGCUGUACAGUCAAUAGCAGGAUGCUGCGGGUGUGGACAGAGGUGUUGGGUGUCACAGCACAGCUGUCCCACCAGAACUGAUUGAGUAACGACUGACCAGGCCUGAACUACAGAGGUGAUAACUGCAGCAAUACCUGAGCUGAUCCAGUGCGACGCAUUUAUGCACACACACACACACACACACACACACACACACACACACACACACACACCCUCCCCC
Xiphophorus maculatus (southern platyfish) is the source of this 5410-nucleotide messenger RNA. RefSeq names its product inositol polyphosphate 5-phosphatase K-like (gene inpp5jb). The transcript has 13 exons. Gene Ontology annotation, molecular function: phosphatidylinositol-3,4,5-trisphosphate 5-phosphatase activity; phosphatidylinositol-4,5-bisphosphate 5-phosphatase activity. The coding region runs from base 606 to 2927 and encodes 773 amino acids. Lineage: Eukaryota; Metazoa; Chordata; Actinopteri; Cyprinodontiformes; Poeciliidae. Gene Ontology annotation, biological process: negative regulation of peptidyl-serine phosphorylation; phosphatidylinositol dephosphorylation. Gene Ontology annotation, cellular component: ruffle; plasma membrane; cytoplasm. The record is from RefSeq and is a predicted model, not a curated record.